Molecule: messenger RNA, 1401 nt
Organism: Miniopterus natalensis
Lineage: Eukaryota; Metazoa; Chordata; Mammalia; Chiroptera; Miniopteridae
Source: RefSeq, a predicted model, not a curated record
AUGGAAAAAACGGAAAUUCUCAAAGAGGAAGAGUUCUUAGCUAGCACUGGAGGAAGAGCUGCUCUGGACCAAACCGUAUUGUCUACAAUGGAGGCCUUUGAAAUCAGUGGUAAAGUACUACUCCCCAAUAAUGACAUUGCCUGGUGAGGUGCAAAGCCUAACAAGAGAGAUGGGGUGAAGUGCUUCAUGGUCACGGUGGUCAUCUACCUGAUUCUGCUCUCUGCGGGCAUCGGGUUGCUCGUGAUGAAAGUUCUGAAUCUGCAGGAGCAUCUCAGGACCCUGGAGAUUGACUUCGACAAUGGGACGCUGGAGGCAGAGGACAACCCAUCCUUCUCCUUGCUCUGGUCGGAGCAACGCCCCCGCCUGCCUGCGGGUGCUGUGAGGAUGCAAGUCCUGCAGGCCCAGCUCAGCCAGGUCCGCACCCAGCAGGAGCACCUGCUGCAGCAAGUGGACAACUUCACUCGGAACCCAGAGCUCCUCCGGAUCAAAGGCGAACGCGGCGCUCCAGGCACCCCAGGACAGAAGGGCAGCAAAGGCGAUCAGGGUCUCAUUGGCCUGAAAGGGGAAACUGGCGCUAAGGGAGACAAAGGAAACAUGGGCUCCCCAGGAAGCAAGGGGAACAUGGGCGUGAAAGGAGACAUGGGCGUCAUGGGACCCCCCGGAGCCCAGGGGAGUAAAGGUGACUCAGGGAAACCAGGCUCUCCAGGUGUGGCUGGAAUUCCUGGAAUCAAAGGAGAUCAAGGACCACCUGGAGCAGAGGGUCCUCGAGGCCCUCAGGGUGCAGCAGGAUCCCCAGGUGCCAAGGGAGAGCCUGGCAGAGCUGGUGCCACUGGGCUAACAGGACAACCAGGGAGACCCGGGAGCCCAGGACCUGAAGGCAUGAAAGGAAGCAAGGGAGACACAGGACUUCAAGGACAGAAAGGAACAAAAGGAGAAUCAGGAGUUCCAGGACCUGUAGGCAUGAAGGGAGACAAGGGAAGCCCAGGCCUGGCAGGCCCCAAGGGUGCAACUGGGCCAGGUGGCCAGAAGGGAGACCAAGGAAUGAAAGGAUCUGCUGGGCAGCAAGGAGUGAAGGGAGAGAAAGGCCAGAAAGGUGAAUCCCUGCGACUUGUCAGGAUUGUUGGCUCUGCGAACCGAGGCCGGGCUGAAGUUUUCUAUAACAAUGACUGGGGGACGAUUUGCGACGAUGGCUGGGACAAUUCGGAUGCCACUGUCUUUUGCCGCAUGCUGGGUUACUCUUCGGGAAGGGCCCUUUUCAGUAUGACACCUGGCUCUGGGAUGAUCUGGCUGGAUGAUGUUGCAUGUCGAGGGACAGAGACGACCCUGUGGAACUGCAACAAGCGUAACUGGGGCUCUCACAACUGCAACCACAGUGAGGAUGCCGGUGUGGAGUGCAGCUGA